Molecule: messenger RNA, 885 nt
Organism: Condylura cristata (star-nosed mole)
Lineage: Eukaryota; Metazoa; Chordata; Mammalia; Eulipotyphla; Talpidae
Gene: FAM169B
Product: family with sequence similarity 169, member B
Exons: 7
Coding region: 1-885 (294 amino acids)
Source: RefSeq, a predicted model, not a curated record
AUGGGCUACCCUGUCGACUUUCUGGAAGAUGACCCCGAGGGGCUCCGGGAAGCAGCUGUGGCUUACCAGGCCUCCCUCCAGAAGGCAGUGGGUUCCCCUGCGGAGCUUAUCACUCUCCCUACAGGGGAGCAGGUUAAACUGGAGGCUUCAUCUGUUUGCUUCUGCAGCGUGUACCGUGACGAGCCUCGGCAUAAAGUAUUGGUCUUGGUCCGUCCCUGGGACACAAAGACAGUUGUGGCCGUUUACAUAAAGGCGUCCUGGUGGGCUACUGAAGAUGUGCUGAGAACCUGUGACCCUGCAAGACAAGGUCUGAUGAAGGUUCAGUCAUUUGGAGAAAGGAUUGUGCUUUUCAUUCUAAACGUCGUUAUUUUUGGAAGAUUGGAGAGAAAUUUGGAUGAUGAUGACAUGUUUUUUUUACCUCACUCUGUGAAGGAGCAGGCUAAAAUUCUGUGGAAAGAUGGAGCAGCUGUUGGAUUUUACACGACCAAAAUGAAAGGCAGCCUGUGUGGCGACGGCACAGGUGCGUGCUACCUGCUGCCGGUCUUCGAUACCGUGUUUGUCAGAAGGAGCCACCGCCGCCGAGGCCUGGGCCUGGCCAUGCUGCAGGACUUCUGCCAGACCUUCCGGGAGGAAGAGGCCCUGGGGGUCAGUUGCCCGAUUUCUCCUGCCAUGUUCCAAGUCUGCAGGAAGUUCCUGUUGGCCCAUCCAGAGGAGCAGGGGCGCCUGUGGGAGGUGGAGCCCCCCGGAGCCUGGGGCCAGCGAGGCAACAUCUGGCUGAAGAUUCAGCUGCAGCGGUCCAGACCUCCAGACCGCAAGCCAGAGGACACGGACGUGCACCUGGGUCCAGUUAUUGCUCCCGUUGGUCAGGACGUGCAGACGGACUGA